This is a messenger RNA of Octopus sinensis (East Asian common octopus), 1776 nucleotides long. RefSeq names its product zinc finger BED domain-containing protein 5-like. The coding region runs from base 1 to 1776 and encodes 591 amino acids. Gene Ontology annotation, molecular function: sequence-specific DNA binding. NCBI's taxonomy places the organism in Eukaryota, Metazoa, Mollusca, Cephalopoda, Octopoda, Octopodidae. The record is from RefSeq and is a predicted model, not a curated record. The transcript has 5 exons.
AUGUUGGAGGGGGCCAUGGAUAACCAACCAACUUCCGUGGUGAUGCGAGCCAUUUCCACGGCCUGGGAAAACUGUGUGCUUCUUGCAGGACGUUUUUUGAGAAUUCAGAAGGAAGUGAUACAUUUUGAUGAUACAAAUUCUGAAAUCAACGUUCGAGAAAUUUCAGGGUUUGGUCAAUUUGAUAUAAGUAGAUGUCUUAAAGACUAUUUUUUGGAAUUUCUAAAUCUUCCGCCUUCCGAUAAGGGAAUGGAAGACUCCCUUGGAAACAUGGAUUUUAAAGUAGCUGGAAGUGUCCGUGGAUUCAAUUCUAUGCAGAUGUCUGAUAAAAAAGUAAAACGACGUAUAUAUUCGGAUGAAUACCUAAAGUUUGGAGUGAUACCCUACGACCAUAACAAUUCACUUCCAAUGUGUCUUAUGUGUAAAAAGGUCUUUACAAAUGAAGGAAUGAAGCCUUCAAGAAUGCUAAAUCAUCUUAAGAUUUGUCAUCCUGACAAACUUGAUGCGGAUAUCAAUUAUUUUUCUAAUCUGAAAUAUAAUUAUGAAAAUCGUCUUAUGAUUAAUCAACUAUUUACAAAAAAUUCGAAGAUGCUUGAAAAAGGCCUAUUAGCAUCAUACAAAAUAUCGCAAUUGAUAGCGAAAUCAGGAAAACCUCAUACUAUUGGAGAGUCAUUAAUAUUACCAGCUAUCAAAGAAGUGUUAAAUUCAAUGGUUGAUUGUGAUUCUGAACAAAUAAUUUCAUCAAUUCCUUUGAGUAAUAGUUCUGUUUCUUCCAGAAUUGAUGAAAUGGCAUUUGAUAUCGAAGAAACCCUAUGUGCAUUUUUAAGAACAACAAAAUUUUCAAUUCAGAUUGAUGAAUCGACAUUCAACGAUAGUGUUGCACUUUUAUUAGUUUACGUACGUUAUAUUAAUCAAAAUGAUGUAAUUCAAGAAGAAUUUUUAUUUUCUGAACACCUUGAACUCGAUACAAGAGGAUUAACAAUUUUCAAAACUGUUGAACAAUAUUUUUUGAAACAUGAAAUACCCCUUAGCAAUAUUUUUGCUUGUUCAACAGAUGGGGCACCUGCGAUGGUUGGAGUUCAUCGUGGGUUUUUGGCAUAUAUGAAGGAAAAAGUACCGAAUAUUUUUACAAUCCAUUGCGUCAUUCACAGACAGCAUUUAGCUGCGAAAAAUUUAAGUGAGAGGCUGAAUGAAUCACUAAAUGUUGUCAUAUGUGCAAUAAAUCGUAUUAAAAUGCACCCAUUGAAUUCGAGAAUAUUUCGACAUAUUUGUGAACAAAACGAUGAGCAUUAUGAACGACUUCUUUUGCAUACCCAUGUCGAAAAAUUAACGGAUUCUGACUGUGAAUGCUUUUGCUUGCAUCUAAAAAUGUUAAAAGAUGACAUGAAAAUCCGCUUUGAAGAUUUAGAAAAUUUAAAAUUUUUUGAUUGGUAUAUAAAUCCAUUUGAAACUGAAAACGUUAAUUUAUCUCAAGAAAUAACAGAAAAUUUAUUAAAUCUGAAAUAUGACUUUGAAGCUAAAGUCAUUUUCAACAAAUAUGGAUAUCAACAAUUCUGGAUGCCUAAAAUGAAAAUUGAUCACGAAAAAAAACUCGAAAUAGCCCAAUAUAUUAAACGGAACCAGCUUUCAGAGCGCAGAAUUGCGGAAAUUUUCAAAGUUAGCAGGGCUACAAUUUCACGUAUAAAAAAAGAUUUCCCUUUUCUUGAUAAUGGAACUAUUUAUUCUGAUUUAUCCGAGCAAACUAGUGAUUCUGAAAAGCUUAAAAAUCUCGAUCUUUAA